Molecule: messenger RNA, 3264 nt
Organism: Nasonia vitripennis (jewel wasp)
Lineage: Eukaryota; Metazoa; Arthropoda; Insecta; Hymenoptera; Pteromalidae
Gene: Epp
Product: protein UBASH3A homolog
Exons: 4
Coding region: 791-2626 (611 amino acids)
Molecular function (GO): protein binding
Source: RefSeq, a predicted model, not a curated record
UAACGAUGACAAUCUAAAUUUUACGCGAGUCAAACAAAUCUGACACACUCAUAUUUUGACUUGAACAUUAUCCUUCGGCAUAAAAUACACCUAUAUACCAUGCGAUCGGACGCAUUCAGCGACGACAACGGUCACGCGACGAACUGCUUAAAUCUCUCUAUAUUAAUUAUUAAGUAUAUGUUAUUAUUGUAGUCUUUUAGUCUCUCUGUCUAUACACACGCGCGCACACACACACAUAUAUAGUCUAUACGACACUGCGCACAUAUACGUAUAUAUACAUUAUACACACAUUCCGACUAUUUUAGAACCUCAACGGGUUUUUUCUCCUUCUCCAAUUCUAUCACGCAUAACUGUUUACCUUAUGUGUGUGUGUGUGUGUGUGUGUGUGUGUAUAUAUAUAUAUAUAUGCUUACAUCUCAGGAUGAAGUGUAUACCGUGGAUACUGAUGGGCGCUACACAUUAAAUACGAGCGCAAAUACGCACAAUAUGUAUACAUGUAUAGUUAAAAUAUUUGCAAAGUGAAGCUAUAUUGGUAAAUAAUUAAACAAAGUGAAGACAUUAAGUAUUACGGGUCGCGGGAUUCACAUCCUGAGCCUGCACGUAAACAUUACAUGUAUAUGCAAAAAUCAACCUGCAAGCGUUGCAUUGAACAAACAUACUUGGCUUAGAAUGCGCACCUAAUCCAUCUCGGUAGUACAUUGACAGAAGGAUCGAGUAAUGUUAUACACAUACUUAUGCUAUGUCGGGUGUUUGGUUCUUUAAAUGCAAAAACUCGUAGUAAUGUCCCGAUAUGGCGACGUUACCACCGCGCAAAAAUCCAACUCCCACGAAAAUUUCCAAAGAACAUUUGACUCCUCUGCAAAUUCUUUUGCAACUGGGCUUCCCCAAACACAGGGCCGAAAAAGCUUUAGCUGCUACAGGUCAUCGCAGUGUUCAACUUGCUUCCGAUUGGCUUUUAGCUCAUGUCAGGGAUCCUACGCUUGAUUCCAUUGAACCAAGAGAAUAUGUACUCUACUUAUGCCCAACUGGGCAAUUGCAUGAACAGUUGCAAAAAUUUUGGAUGAAAAGUAAAGAGCUGGAAUGGAAUGGAGUACAUAAUUUCAUGCCUCACAUAACAUUAGUUUCAUUUUUCAAGGCUUCCGAUGAAUGUUCUAAAGAGCUGGCUACUAUAUUGGAGACCUUAAUUACUAGAGAGGAAUGUCCAGAUUCUAUUGAAUUAGAAACAUAUGUUUCACCCAAUUUUAUGGGUUUGUUUGUCAAGGAUGAGCAAGCCGAAUGGCUUAAAUCUUUAGCUGUUAAAUAUAUAAAUAAGUUGUCUACUUUAGGAAUCAAUGCAGAGCCAAAUUCAAAAUCUCUGCACUUAACACUAGCUUAUCAGUUUUCUAAUUCCUUGCUGGAGCCUUUGCGUUCAAUGGUUGAAAAAUUAGAACCAAAUAAACUUGCUAUUUGGGAACUUAGAUUAUACAGCAAAGAUCCAAGGUCUUUUAAUCUAAAUAUUCAUAAAGUAAUGCACAUGCAUAUACCACGAGAACACGAUGAGUUAGAACUAAGGCCAGGUGACUAUAUUUAUGUGCCAGAAGAAGCAUGUGCUACUUCAAUAGAUGGUUGGGUUGAAGGAAUUUCCUGGCUAACAGGGACAUCUGGUUACUUUCCAUUGAAUCAUACAAAGCGCACUGCAGAAUCUGACUCGUGGACAUUACAUUCAACAGUACAAAUUACAGAUAAUAAAAUAGAUAUUAUAGAAGAUAUCAUACCUCAAACUAGACGGCCUCCAAUUGUACUCUCUAAUGAAUCUCUGGACACUCCGGAUGGAAUAGCUGCUGACAAUGAGCCUAUGGAGGCAGCAGAGCCAACAAUACUACCAGCGCGUGAAAUGUUGAUUUGCAGACAUGGUGAACGAGUGGAUUUUACUUUUGGUACUUGGAUUCCAUACUGCUUUGAAGCAGAUGGCUCUUACGUCCGCAGAGAUUUAAACAUGCCAGUAAAAAUACCUCCGAGGAAUAUUCAAGAUUUUCAAGACGAUUGUCCGUUAACAACAUUGGGUGAAUUGCAAGCAUUUUUAAUUGGCGAAGCAAUGAAAUCAUCCAAUAUGCACAUGGAUGUUGCAUUUGCCUCACCAUCUUUAAGAUGCGUGCAAACGUUAUCGCAAAUUUUGAAAGGUUUUCAAUCUAAUUUAUCGAUAAAAAUUGAACCAGGAUUAAUGGAAUGGGUGGCCUGGUACCAAAAUGGUUUGCCUACAUGGAUGACUCCAGAAGAGUUGUCGAACGCUGGUUUUAGAAUAGAUAAAACAUACAAGCCUGUUGUAAAAGCAGAGGAACUUCCUCUAAGAGAGAAUGCUGCACAAUAUUAUGAUAGGAGUUAUGCUCUUAUAAAAAGUAUUAUUGAAAGUACUAAAGGAAAUAUUUUAAUAGUUGCUCAUGCAACAUCUUUACCAGCUUGUACAAGACAAUUGACUGGUGGCAGAGUUCCACAUGUAACAGAAGUUACUCGCCUUGUACAGCAAGUACCCUAUUUAGCAUGCCUAAUGGCUAGGGAAAGUCCAGAUGGAUGGCAAUUGCAUCCACCACCUUUUCCACCUAUUACACACAGUAGUAACAAGCGAUUUGAUUGGAAAAUUUUGACCUGAUUCCAAUAUGAUUUUUAUUUAUUUAUUUAUAAUUUUUUCACUAAACGACGGUAAUAUAUGCUAUUUAGAUAUUUUAAGUAAUAAUCGAAAUGAAUCUUUAUACCUUUACAAUGACAACCUCACAUAUGGUAAUAGAAAUGAAGUACGGGUUUUGGUUAUUCAUUGCAAUAUUUUUUAAGUAUUAAUACCAUAACAAUUAGAUAACAUUGUACUUAUUUUAUAAGUCUAUUUUUCUAAGAAAAAAUACUUGAAAUAAGAGGUGAGCACUGAGCACUGUCAACGAUUGAUGAUAGUCAUAGUUAUCAGCAAUUUUUGUGUACUUGGUGCAUGUUAGUGAUACGCGUGUGUUAUGAAUUUACUUCAUAGAUAGAUAUCUACGCCUACCAAAGAAGACUAAUUUUAUUUGUAUGAAAGUUAUUUUAUUGAAAAAUAUUAACAAUUUAUCAAAAACACUGUAGUUUUACAAACGCACACACAUAUAUAUGUAUAUUAUUAUUAUAUAUACAUAUACACAUAUGGUACAAAUUUUCUACCUAUAAGAAUAUAAUUGAUACUUAUUAAAAAAUCUCAAAAAUGUACAAAGUUGUUGCUCUUUAAUGAGACGCUUUAAUAAAGCAUAACGAUUAGUUCUACCCAAA